Xyrichtys novacula (pearly razorfish) is the source of this 6066-nucleotide messenger RNA. The record is from the annotation of a GenBank genome assembly. NCBI's taxonomy places the organism in Eukaryota, Metazoa, Chordata, Actinopteri, Labriformes, Labridae.
GGGAUCUUAUAAAACCGCGGAAGCCCUCAUACAGCGAUCUGGCUCGUUGGUCUAGGGGUAUGAUUCUCGCUUCGGGUGCGAGAGGUCCCGGGUUCAAAUCCCGGACGAGCCCAUCCCAUUUUACUUGAGAGGGAGAAAGAAAUCUCCACGUAAACAAAGGCUAGACUUAAAAAUGAUUAUAACAGAAUACACCAUUUGGUACAACACUUGUCCCGGACUACCGUUUCACUUAACACGAAUGUUUUAUUGCAGUGUGUCAUGUAUUAUGAUGGUCUGUAGAAGUUGGUAUUGCCUUUCUAUUGUUAGGAUCUCACAACUAUUAUUUUCAACAACUGUAUGCAAAAGUGGGCUCGUCCGGGAUUUGAACCCGGGACCUCUCGCACCCUAAGCGAGAAUCAUACCCCUAGACCAACGAGCCGGCGUGGAAGAGAGAGAUCUAGUUUUGUUAUCAAACAUCAUGAAAACAACGAUCAGAAUGAGCUACGUAAUUCGGUACCAGCUAGAAUACUUCACGGAAAUUCAUAGUUGCAUUUUCUGUUUUGGAUCCAUUAUAGUCCCAGCUGUGUGGACUCGAAAGGUUGAAAACGGAACUGAUCACUAUGGUGCUAAACUGUUAGCUUGCAGGUGCUAGCCUUGUUGUAUGUCAGUCAGUAGAGGGCAGCAGAGCACGUAGAGGAGCGUCUGUGUGCGCAUUUACUGACGACGACGAAAAAUGUGUCUGACUCUCCUUUGAUUGGUCGAUGGAUCGGACGCUUCACCACGAUAGACCAAUAGUUUUGCGUCAUUGGUAGUGUACGGCCAAUCAGCAUUUAUAUGGGCGGGAUGUAGUCUUGCAAAAUAAUCUCCCCCAAAUUCAACCGUUGUAAAUUUGCUGUCUACCUCAGACAACACAACGCAAUAAGUGUUUGUGGACAUACAUUCCCGACUUUAUUUUGAGUCAUAUAAGUUGUUUGUCAACAGCAGAAAACGACAGGUAGGCUCGUCGAUGGUAAUAGCACGCUAAAGUCAACAAAGCUAAUCACUUUAGCUUGAACCAUGCCGAAUUUUUGCGCGGCCCCAAACUGUACACGGAAGAGCACCCAGUCAGAUUUGGCUUUUUUUCGGUUUCCAAGGGACCCAGAGAGGUAAGACCCCGAAAUAAAGCUAAAAAGGUCCAUCAAAAUCAAGUUACUUAUCAUUCUCACGUAGCAUGACUGAGAAAUUGGACAAUCUCGGCACUAGUGUGAGUACGAUGUUUGUAUAAGAAAGUUUUGACAUGUUCUGCAGCUUAUGGCCUCACAUUUAACCCUAGAACACUAUCGGUAAAAUUAGUAGCACCAUCACUAUCGCCGGGUGAUUUUUACCCGAAAUAAUAUACCCAAGAAAAAGUAUUUGUCAUCAAAAUAGGACAAUACAUGACAAAUUAAAGUAGUUUUCUUUUAUUUCUAACUGUGCAAUGUCCAAAGGGAGGGGAAAAGGUGCAAUGGGGGGGACCAUAUAAAAAUGCAACAAAAUAACAGAAAUUAGGCAUUCAAGAAUAAAAAAUACAGAGAAAGACUGUAAACUAAGUUUCUUUUCCACCUAGUAGAUAGUAGAUAACUUUUAGAGACAUAUUAUGUGAGACAACAGACAAUUGAAUUUCCAUUCGGGGAUUAAUAAAGUUAUUUUUAUUCGUAUUCUUGUUAUUCUUAUUCCUGGGACAUGUGAGUCUUUCCUGGUAAAGACUCAGGGUCCUUGGCACAAUAACAGCUGCAGGAGAGAGAACCAAAAUAUGGCAGAUUUUGAGUGAGUAAAAAUGACCAGCUGACUAAAAUAUUUCAGCAUGCAAAUGCAAAUACUUUACCCUCUAUCACUAUUUCUGGGUGAAAAUCACCCGAACCUGUAAGAAAAAGCAGGUUUUGAUCAGGGAAACAAAUAUGCCUUCAGAGAUGUCAAAGGUAAUGCUGAAGCUACCCAGGGACCCAUGAUACUCAGACAAACACAACACAAUAAAAAUCAUGUAAACAUGUUUGGUCGUGUGAAAAUCACCCAGCGAUAGUGUUCUAUGGUUAAUAUAUAUUGUGGCCUUGUUUUAAAUUCAUGAUCAUUUUACCAAAACCCAGGAAUAGAUGAUGUAGUCAACCUAUGCUCACCUAACCAAACAUCAGUGUUUUAAUGUCCUAUCAGUGCUUUAGGGCAGACAGGCUUAAGGUUUUAUUUUUUAAUCAUAUUAUGAUAGCCUUUGUUUUAAGGAUGUAUUUUUUUAUUAUUGAGUGCUGCAAAUAUGUAUAAUUUUCCCCACUUUAAAUGUCAGUACACCCCCAUAAUGUUUUACUUCAGGUCUUAACCUUUAAAAAAAACUGAAGAUUGAUACUGUGUCAAAAUUCGCAGAAGUACAAUAUUAGUCACUCUAUUGUCUCUCUCAACAUUACAUUACAUUCAAGCAUUUAUUUUAACACUCUUUCAAAUUUCAUGCUUUCCCAGAUGCAGAAUCUGGGUAGAGAACUGCCGCAGGGCCGAUCUUGAGGCGAAAACAGCAGACCAGCUAAACAAACACUAUAGGUUAUGUGCCAAACACUUUGACCCUGCCAUGGUGUGCAAAACAGUAAGUAUCACACCUUUCUCUCCAGCCUGGCUGUAUGUGUCUUCCCAUUUUACAAAAAUGUGAGUCACCCAUGAUCACUGAUUUUACGUUCUUAUUUUCAGAGCCCUUACAGGACUGUGUUGAAAGAUACAGCUAUUCCUACUAUAUUUGAUUUGACAAGCCAUCUCAAAAAUCCUCAUACCAGGCAUCGCAAGCGGAUUAAAGAACUCGUAAGAAAAACUUUUUGUCACUGCUUUUGUAAUAGAUAGUUUAACCAUAUGUUGUCCAAGUUUUUAGUGUAAACUUCUAUUUUUUAUUGUAGACUGAGGAGGAUAUCAGGAAGAUUAAAGAAAGGAGAUGUGAGUAAACGACUUUGCAUAUACAAAAAAGGAGUUUAGUUACAACAUGCACACUUGCAACAUACCCUCUCAUCUGUAUUAUGAUUUGUUUUCUUUUAGUGGCAUCUUCUAUCGAACAGCUUGUUUCCAAAAAAGAUUCAGCUGAGGAUGGCACAGGCACCAAUGAAGAUGAACCUCAACUGUCCACAGAGGAGAAAGAGUUACGUGAAUACCUGAAGUCCUUAUUUGAGGUUGUGGUUAUGUUCGGGAAACAGAGCAUCCCCUUGGUGGCUGACAAAGCAUCCGCCGGUGGACUCAACAACUUCCAGGCCCUCCUUGAUUACAGGAUGAAUGCUGGAGAUGAAGCUUUGAGGAAGCGGUUUGUGGCAACAGCUGUGAACACAGAGUACCUGUCUGCAACCCAGCAGAGCCAGCUCCUGGAUAUCUGUGAGAACACGGUAAGGGAGGAGAUGCUGAUGGAAGUGCGAGAGAGUCGCUUCUUCUCCCUGGUGACAGGUGACCUUGUUGAGUUCGCCAAUGAGAAGCACAUGCCUCUCUUUUUGCGCUUUGUGAAUCAGCAGAACGUCCUUCGAGAGGAGUUUUUAGACUUCAUGUCUUUUGAAGGCGAUGAGGCUGCGCUGGUGGAAAGGCUGGAGGCCCACCUGACUGACCGCUGGAGUCUAAGCAUGGAGGACUGCCGCGGUCAGGCCCACAAGGCGACCGGUUCCUCCACCACCAAAAUGAAGGCGGUGGCAGUGCUACUGAUGGAGAAGUAUCCUCUUGCCCUGCACAUGGCAUGCUCUCAAAUGGCCUUGAAUAUCCACCUAUCAAACAACCUGCCUUUUCCUAAUGUCCAGAUCGUCAUGGAGACUCUAAGGAAGAUUGGUUCUUUCUUUAAAGCCCCUCAUACCCAGGAUGAACUUGAGAAAGCCAUCUGUACCCACUACCAGAAAAAUGAAGAGAAGAUAGCGUUGCUUAAACAAGCUUGUGUUCCAGGAUGGACUGAGCAGCACAGUGUCUUUGACGAGCUGCUUGACAUGUUGCCCCCCCUAUUGUUGUGCAUGGACAGCAUUCGAGAAAACGAGGAAGGAAAGUUUUCUGAUACCACGACAGCAAAUGCUUACUCAAUCUCAGAAAUUCUGGCUGAUUUUGAGAUCGUAGUCACUGUUGUCAUCCUGAAAAAUGUCCUCACUUUCACCAGAGCGUUUGGAAGGAAUCUCCAAGGAGAAACACUCGAUGUUUUCUUUGCUGCAAACAGUCUAACCGCUGUGCUGCACUCACUAAAUGAGGUCAAUGACAACAUCGAUGUGUACCAUGAAUUCUGGUUUGAGGAGGCUGUGAGUGUGGCCAGUGUCAUGAAUAUUCCCCUAACAGUUCCAAGGUUGUUUCUACGGAAGCAGCGUGCAGCCGACGUGGGUGAGAUACAAGCAGAGUCAUACUAUAAGGAGUAUGUGACCGUCCCAAUUAUUCACGGCAUCAUGCAGGAAGUAGAGGACAUGUUCUCUGAGACCAACCUCAAAGCUCUCAAGUGCUUAUCCCUGGUCCCAGCUGUUAUGGGCCAAAUGAAGUUCAACACCACCGAGGAGAACUAUGCGGAUGUGUACCGCAACGACCUCCCCAACCCUGACACUCUCCCCGCAGAGCUUCACUGCUGGAGAAUUAAGUGGAAGCACCGAGGCAAAGAGGUGCGCCUGCCCACCACCAUCCACGAAACCCUCCAGCUGCCGGACGUGAAGUUCUUCCCCAACGUGAACUCCUUCCUCAAGGUGCUGUCCACCCUGCCUGUUCUGAAACUGGAGGACAACAAGGGCAACACCGCGAGCGAGCGGCUGCAGGCUUAUCUCAGCAACGUGCCCGCAAAGCAGUGGAACAAAAGCCUCGCGAUGCUCAACAUCAACACCCACGUCAAACACGACUUGGACGUGAUGGUGGACAAAUAUUGCAGACUGUAUUCGGAGGAUGAUGCAGAAGCAGAAGUAGAGGCGGAGUCUGAGGAAGUGGCUGAGGAAGAUGUAGAGACGAAAUGAAGAGAAACGGACAAUGAGCUGUGCCGUCUGUCAAAAAUACACCUCCUUUGGCUCCUCACUAACCGCAUUUUUCACACUAAAAGGCGCACCUGAUUAUAAGGCGCACCAUCAAUGAACGCGUCUAUUAUCAUAUAUAAGGCGCACCGGAUUAUAAAGCGCCUUAAGCCAAACAAAACAGUCAGAUAAGUCAAACUCGUUCAAUAACUUUGCGAAAAGGAUUUUAAGUGCGCCUUAUAGUGCGAAAAAUACGGUGCAUUACAGUGUUUGUGCAUCAGGCAUAAACACCAAUAUUUAAAUCACCUGCAAAACGAAAAAGCACAUUGCAUUUAUUUGAGGAAAAACUGGUUUCUUGAUUGGUAUAAUUAACUUUUAUUUUAUAAAAAUAAAUAAAAAAUUAAUUUGUAAAUCUUGAAUAGUUUUAUUUUACCAGAUAGCCAAUUUCCUCUAAUGAAUGCAGUAUGUAUCAGUGAUGGAUAUCUGAUGAAGUUUUUAUUCUCUCUGAGAUUCCCAAGAAUUUUGUUUUUUUGUUUGUUUUUCUCUAUGUUGUAAAAGUAGUUUGUUCUGUGAAUAAGUGUGUGUUUUUUUUUUCUUUUUGGAAACAAGUAGUUGAAUGAAAAAUUACUGAAUUCUUUAUGUGCGUCACCACAAAACAUCCAGAGGUGAGGGGCAGUUUUAAGGGCUCACUUUGUUUGCAACUAAAAACUCAGUCCUAAACAAACAAACUUUUAUAGACUUUUGGGGUAUUUGUUCUUAAUCAAUCACAUACAGCUCAUUUACAGUUAGCAUAUAUCCUACCAUGUGAGCAUGUUUCCCUGUGCCCACUGACAGGCAGCUCAAUUUUUCUUUUCUUCUGACUGUGAGGCAGGAGGAGCACAAGAGGGAGCAAUUGCACCAACAUCAGCUGUGCUCCUUUAUUGCUCAGAAUGACGCCGCUUUUUCUUUGUGUAAAUAAAAUACUUCAUGUAGUUAAUAGGUAACAAUAGUGAAAUUUUGGAGUCACUGUAAGAUUGAAAAGUCUGAUGAAACUCAAGUUUAAUGUGAUAAAAAAAACCUCAUGUUUUUAUAAAUCCUGAAUUGUUCAUGAAAUUUUCAGAAUUGACAGAAGUGUGUCAAAAAUAUGUUUUCAGUUUUGUAAAAUAAACCUUGUAAAAUGUGCAAA